UUAAAAGAAAAGAGUAUUAUUUCGAUGCUUAAAUAAUGGCAAAUAGUCGGCGUAGAUAGUUAUAACCGCGAUGUGAAAAUCUGAAUUUUAAAAGCAACCAGCAGCGACCACACGCAAAGAGGGCGUCAACAAAGGGCGGAAGAGCACAAAGAAGAAGAACUAAAAAAAGAAAAAACAAAUUCGACGCCUAACGAAUAUUUGUAUUACUUGUUAGUAGUAGUUGUGAUAACUUCGUUGCCAUGAGUAACCACAGAUAUCAUCACGGCGGCGGCAGCUACAUGCAUCCACGAAUGUCGUAUCCACAUCACUUUACCUACGUUUCCAGUUGUGUGAAAUACCUUAUCUUUUUGCUAAACUUUUUGUUUUGGCUGUUCGGUGGGCUGCUCUUAGCGAUUGGCGUUUACGCAUUUAUGGAUAAAUUGAAGGAUGGCAUUGGCUGGGUUCGACUGGAAACAAUUUACGACGUUAUCUUCAAUAUAUCUUUAGUCAUGAUCAUAGCUGGUAUUGUCAUAUUUGUGGUCAGCUUUGCUGGUUGUUUAGGAGCUCUACGAGAAAAUACUUGCCUUUUAAAAUUCUAUUCGAUGUGCUUGCUGAUAUUCUUUCUCAUGGAAAUGGCUAUAGCCAUCAUUUGCUUUGUAUUCCCACAAAACAUGAACUCGUUUCUAGAGUUUCAAUUUACUGAUAAGAUUAUCCACUCAUACCGUGAUGACUCCGACUUACAGAACUUUAUAGACUUUGCACAGCAGGAGUUCAAGUGCUGUGGUCUAAGUAAUGCUGGCUACCAGGAUUGGAGCAAAAACGAAUACUUUAAUUGCUCGUCCCCAUCAGUAGAAAAAUGUGGCGUGCCGUACAGCUGUUGCAUCAAUGCUACGGAUAUUAGCUCGGGUCUAGUCAACAUAAUGUGCGGCUAUGGUGUGCAGGAGCACUCUGUGGCUGCAGCUAGCAAACGGAUAUGGACCAGCGGCUGUAUCGAGAUUGUUCGUGUCUGGGCAGAAAGGAAUCUAUAUGUGAUUGCAGGAGUUGCAUUGGGAAUUGCGUUCUUACAGCUCUUUGUGAUUUACCUGGCAAAAACUCUCGAGGGCCAGAUCGAUAUGCAGAAAUCUCGUUGGUCGUGAGUGCCAUAGCACCCGGUUUUUUACGGGUAUCCAUUCGAUGAUUUCUACUACUACGACACUCAAAUGUAAGCAGAGGGCAACAAAGUAAACGGCCAGGCCGCGCCUGCGUCACUCUUGGUAAUCCUUUCUUUGUCAAUCGUCAGUUUAUCUGGUCCGUGCAAUGCUCAAAUAUUUUUUCACAAUCAAACAGUAUUUAUACAAUUUUACUCUUCUGAAGCUUUUUGCAUUUCGAAUACUAUUGCCCUUCAUUGCCAUUUUCAUUGUUCUCAAUUACUCAAUAUUAUACUCCGAAUACUACCCCUUAUAUCUUAAUCGUGUAUACCUAUUAUAAUCAUAGAGAAAUAAUAUUACCAAAUGCCACAUUUGUAAUGAGCAUUGCCCAUUUAAUGCAUGUUUAUAUGUAAGUAUUUUAAAGCAUAGACAAAAUUAUAAUGAAAUUAACAAAUUUUGAUAUAUUUCAACGCAAUAUUAAUAUAUUCUCGUUAUCAUAAAAAUUAAAGACAUAAUGUACAUAGAUGUUAAGAGAGGUGUAUGCAUUUACUGUACGGCAUUCGAACUAAAUGAUAAGCCAAUUUGAAAUUGCAUGCACAUUUAUAUAUGUAUUGUAUACCCAACACAAUUAGUAUUAGUAUAAAUAUUAUAUAACCUAUUGUAUUGUAGUAGUACACCAUUCAAAAAUACUUAUCUCAAAAUAUCGAACAAAUAUAUGUGUAUACAAAUG
Molecule: messenger RNA, 1836 nt
Organism: Drosophila navojoa
Lineage: Eukaryota; Metazoa; Arthropoda; Insecta; Diptera; Drosophilidae
Gene: Tsp86D
Product: Tetraspanin 86D
Cellular component (GO): plasma membrane
Source: RefSeq, a predicted model, not a curated record